Molecule: messenger RNA, 978 nt
Organism: Penicillium verrucosum
Lineage: Eukaryota; Fungi; Ascomycota; Eurotiomycetes; Eurotiales; Aspergillaceae
Product: putative FHA domain protein SNIP1
Exons: 1
Coding region: 1-978 (325 amino acids)
Biological process (GO): mRNA splicing, via spliceosome; maintenance of RNA location
Cellular component (GO): nucleus
Molecular function (GO): mRNA binding; protein binding
Source: RefSeq, a predicted model, not a curated record
AUGGCUGGGUCCAUCGACGACCCCUGGGAACGCCGGCGCCGCUCCGUGAACUCACCCUCAGAUCGGACCCAUGAACGCCAACGACGAGAUUCGCCUCAAGACGCCCACUAUUCGAGCUCAAGACGACGCGAUGAAGACCGCCGGAGCUCUCGCCGGGACAGCCCUCGACGGAGGUCAUCCCGCAGUCCAGCUGAAAGGGCCAGCGGCCGAAGUGAUCGUGAUCGACCUCGCCGUGAGCGCAGAGAGCGCUCAACAAGCUCAGCGAGAGAAGACCGCCGCAGACACAGACACCGCAGCCAUCGGCACCGUGAUAGCCGCCACGAAGAUGAAGGACGGCCAUCUCGGAGACAUCGUGCUACGCGAUCACGCUCUCGCUCACCACAGAAAUCACGUAGCCCUCCACCACGAGCAUUGGAACGACGUGGCCCCCUCCCCUCGCAGAACGACGCAUUUACCGAUGUGGCGCCCCCUUCAGAUGCACCGGUGCCAGAAAAACAGAAGCCGAAUUUCAGCGCCACUGGCAGACUCGCAGCUGAAAGCAAUACAAUUCAAAUUCAGGGCGGUGCGGAAAUAGUUUUGAAAUACCAUGAGCCCCCAGAGGCGCGCAAGCCGCCCCCCAAGGAAGCCUGGCGCAUGUAUGUGUUCAAAGGGCAAGACUUGCUGGAAACGGUUGAAUUGAGUGAACGAAGUUGCUGGCUGGUCGGUCGCGAGCGACUGGUGGUCGACUUCCCACUCGACCAUCCCAGCUGCUCGAAGCAACAUGCAGUGCUACAAUUCCGAUUUGUUGAAAAGCGCAAUGAAUACGGCGAUCGCAUCGGCAAGGUCAAGCCUUAUCUUAUUGAUCUUGAGAGUGCAAAUGGAUCGAGCGUUAACGGAGAGACCAUCCCCGGUGGUCGCUACGUGGAAGUCAUGGACAAGGACGUAAUUCGCUUCGGCCUGAGUUCGCGCGAAUACGUUCUUAUGCUGCCUCCCAGCUGA